Messenger RNA from Rhodamnia argentea, 1888 nucleotides. Its product is annotated as probable LRR receptor-like serine/threonine-protein kinase At3g47570. Gene Ontology annotation, biological process: protein phosphorylation. The record is from RefSeq and is a predicted model, not a curated record. NCBI's taxonomy places the organism in Eukaryota, Viridiplantae, Streptophyta, Magnoliopsida, Myrtales, Myrtaceae. Bases 64 to 1851 code for a protein of 595 amino acids. Gene Ontology annotation, molecular function: ATP binding; protein kinase activity; protein binding. The transcript has 2 exons.
GAAAACCUUCUUUCAGGUCCGAUCCCGUCAGAUUUAGGCAACCUUUCGAAUCUUGAAGCAUUGAUGUUGUCAGGCAACAAUCUUUCUGGCGUAAUCCCAUCCUCUUUGCAAAAUCUCCAGAGUUUGCUCUAUUUAUAUCUUGCCGGAAAUAACUUAGAAGGGACGAUUCCAUCGUACCUAGUUAAGCAUCGGAGCUUGAUAGAACUAGAUCUUUCUAGUAACAAUCUUAGUGGUCCUAUAUUAUUCCCUGUGGCUGGGAGCCUCCUCUAUUUGAAUUUGUCUCGAAACCAUCUGAACGGAGUCCUUCCGAUGGAAAUUGGGAACUUGAAACAUUUGGACAAAUUGGAUGUCUCGGGAAAUAUUCUGGACGGUGAAAUCCCGAGUAGUCUGGGCAAUUGUGAUGGACUCACAAUACUAAGAAUGCAAGAUAACCUAUUCCAUGGGCCCUUGCCUCAAUCAAUUAGCUCAUUAAGAAGCAUUGAGGAAUUAGAUCUUUCCAACAAUAGUUUCUAUGGUGAAAUUCCAAAGUUCUUAGAGGCAUUUCAGUAUUUGGACAUGCUAAACUUAUCUUAUAAUCAUUUGGAAGGCCCGCUACCAACUGGAGGAGUUUUUAGGAAUGUGAGUGUGACUUUUGUCGCUGGAAAUGAAAAGCUCUGCGGAGGAAUGCCUGAAUUUCAGCUUCCCGAGUGCGUCUCUCAAAACUCCAAAAGCAGAGCAGGAGUCCACAAGUUGAAACUUACCAUUGCCGUUGUUUUUGGUCUUCUUGGGAUAACUCUCGUUGUCACUUUCCUGUGUCUAUGUUGGUUGAAGCAGAAAAGAAACGAGCCGCAUUCAAGCUUGUUUGAUGAUUCAUUGUUAAAUCUUUCUUAUGGGACACUUCUAAAAGCAACCGAUGGUUUUUCUGCGACUAAUCUGAUUGGGGCUGGAAGUUUUGGGUCCGUUUACAAGGGGCUGCUCCAGGAGAAUGGAACUGUCAUUGCGGUGAAGGUGCUUAAUUUAACGCAGCAUGGCGCUCUCAAGAGCUUCAAAGCCGAGUGCGAGGCUUUGAAGCAUGUAAGACACCGAAAUCUUCCGAAAGUUUUGACGGCGUGCUCGGGCAUUGAUUAUAAGGGUGAUGAGUUCAAGGCUUUAGUUUACGAGUUCAUGGUCAAUGGUAGCCUAGAAGAGUGGUUGCACCCUAACCCAGCUCCAAAUGAUGCAGAUGGGCAUUCGAAGAAAUUGAGUCUCGUCCAAAGGAUAGACAUUUCCAUUGAUGUUGCUUCCGCAUUGGAUUAUCUCCAUAAUCAAUGCGAGAGCCCAAUAAUGCAUUGUGAUCUAAAGCCAAGCAAUGUCCUUGUAGAUGCUGACAUGGUUGGACAUGUUGGUGACUUUGGGUUGGCGAAGAUCGUCCUCGAAUCCACAUCCGACACUAAAGCAAACAUGAGUUCUACUGGUUUAAGAGGAACAGUUGGUUAUGCAGCUCCAGAAUAUGCUAAUGGAAGCCAGAUCUCGAGAGAAGGUGAUGUUUAUAGUUACGGCGUCCUCUUGUUAGAGAUGUUCACAGGAUUGAGUCCCACUAGCGACAUGUUCAGAGAUAAUUUGAAUCUUCAUAAUUAUGUUUCUGAGGCUGUACCUCAACGAGUUGUGGAGAUUACCGAUCCCGUGCUGCUUUACGAAGGAGAGAGCCACAAUAGUUCCCAAACUUCGCUUCAGGAAAGAAACCUCAUAGUUCAGGAAUGUCUGGAAACAAUAUAUCGAGUUGGACUCGCUUGCUCUGUGGAGGAACCUAGAGAACGCAUGAGCAUUGACAAAGUUGCCACCCACCUGCACUCGAUCAGGAGGAAACUUGUUGCAUCUUCUUUACUUGGAUAGACGAGACACGAAUAGGUGACAUCGUAAGUGGCAAGUU